AAGGUAGAAUCAUACGCAAAGCUCCUUAUAUAUAAAAAGGUUAAGUGCAGUGCGCCACCAUCUAUCUUCGUUCAAGAAGCAAAGCAGCUUAGACCUUCAUCAUUAUCAUCUUCAUCAAUCGCCUUCACACCUCGUCAGCCAUUUCCAGAAUCUCAAAGGAAUAGAUUAAUGGCAGAAGGUAAUUCUCCAGUUCCGGCGAACGGAAUGACGCUGGAAGCCGUGAGAGACUCAUUGAUCAGACAAGAAGACACUAUUAUUUUCAGUCUGAUAGAAAGAGCAAAGUUCCCCUUGAAUUCUCCAACCUAUCAGCAAUCUUACGCUUCCAUUCCUGGAUUUUCUGGUCCUUUGAUUGACUUUUUUGUUAAACAAGCAGAAGCUCUUCAGGCGAAGACUGGUAGAUAUCAAAAUCCUGAAGAACAUCCCUUUUUUCCAGACGAUUUACCACCUUCAUUGGUGCCGCCAUAUGACUUUCCACCGAUAUUGCAUCCUGCAGCGAAUUCCAUCAACGUUAAUAAUAAAAUAUGGGAUACAUACUUCAACCAAUUGCUUCCUUUGUUGGCCAAACCAGGUGAUGAUGGAAAUUAUGCAUCAACAGCCACGAGCGACCUCAAUUGUUUACAGGCCAUAUCAAGAAGGAUACAUUAUGGAAACUUUGUAGCUGAGGUCAAAUUCAAGGAUGCCCCAGAAGACUAUGAGCCCGCAAUUCGCGCUCAGGACAGAGAUGCUCUAAUGAAACUGUUGACAUUUGAAGCAGUAGAAAAGAUGGUGGUAGAAAGGGUUGGAAAGAAGACGAAGACAUUUGCACAGGAAGUAACAUUGAACAGCACCAGUAGGAACGACCAAAAGUGCAAGGUGGAUCCAAGUGUGGUUUCUCAACUCUAUGAAAAAUGGAUAAUGCCUCUCACAAAACUUGUUGAAGUAGAGUACCUCCUUCGCCGGCUCGAUUGAAAUUGAAUUGCCUCCCUUCUGAAUUCUGAUAAUCUGGUACUCAAUUUAGGAGAUCAGUAUCUGUAUUAAAGUUUUAAAUAAUAAAUAAGAAUCAUAUUUUCGGUAGCCAAGGCCUUGUUGAUGUAGUUAUGGUAGAGAACUUUGUGCUCUGCUUUGCAAACAUGUAACGUAUAGGUUGCAUUGCAUAUGCAUAACUUAUGAAUGAGAAAAUAAGUAGAAAAAGGCUUUAUUUAUUUAUUAUAUUA
Molecule: messenger RNA, 1193 nt
Organism: Ziziphus jujuba (common jujube)
Lineage: Eukaryota; Viridiplantae; Streptophyta; Magnoliopsida; Rosales; Rhamnaceae
Product: chorismate mutase 2
Exons: 6
Coding region: 169-948 (259 amino acids)
Biological process (GO): chorismate metabolic process; aromatic amino acid biosynthetic process
Cellular component (GO): cytoplasm
Molecular function (GO): chorismate mutase activity
Source: RefSeq, a predicted model, not a curated record